Messenger RNA from Austrofundulus limnaeus, 1314 nucleotides. RefSeq names its product zinc finger protein OZF. Gene Ontology annotation, molecular function: DNA-binding transcription factor activity, RNA polymerase II-specific; RNA polymerase II cis-regulatory region sequence-specific DNA binding. Lineage: Eukaryota; Metazoa; Chordata; Actinopteri; Cyprinodontiformes; Rivulidae. Gene Ontology annotation, biological process: regulation of DNA-templated transcription. The record is from RefSeq and is a predicted model, not a curated record.
CGAGCCUCUCUGUCCACAUUAGCGUUUAGCAACAUUAGUCAUACCUGCAGCUGCAAACAAAAGCAGGACAGAAUUCAGCUUCAGCAGCUCAGUAAAUGUCGAUGAACGGAAGCUAACAGAGGAUGAGACAGCAGGACAAAGAGCACCCGGAUGCAGAAGAAGAAGAAGAAAUGUUGGGAAUUUUUAAAAAAAGAGAUGCAGCUCUCGAAGAAAAUGAACAAGAAAACAUUACAGAUGAUGUUUUCAACCCCAACGACCACUUGAAGAUAAUAGUGGUUCCUGCAGAUGUUCAGAUGGUGAAGAUUAAAGAAGAAGCUUUUGAGGAAGAGUGGCCUGACGAGGACCUGCAGGACCCAGAGCCCUUCCGCAUCAAGGAGGAGGAGGAAAUUUGGACCAGUGUGGAGGAAGAGCAGCUUGGUGUGAGGGAGGAGACUGACGCCACCAACUUUUCAUCUACUUCAGUUCUCUUGAAGAGUGAGGACGAUCAAGAUGAACCUCUGUUCUCACAGCGUCAUCAACAUCAAGUCAGAGAUCUUCCAGCCAGCAGCUCAGCAACUGGUGGGGAGUUCAGUGACGGAGCCCCGUAUCUGAAUUAUGAUGAAAACUAUUCUGACUCUUCAGAAACUGAAUUCGGUGAAGAUGAUGUGAACAAUCCUGACUCUCAGCGACAACACUUAUCAGACUCUGGGUCAAAACCUGAAGACUGGGAGGAGAGCAGGAUGCCCGAGUCGGGCGUAAACGCUGUCAACGACAAAAACGGACAGAAGCUAUUUUGUUGUGAUCUUUGUGGGCGAGGGUACACCCAGAAAGGAAAUUUAAACAGACACAUGAAAGUCCACACAGGACAAAAGCCGUUCUGUUGUGGAAUUUGUGACCAAAGAUUUAGGGAGAAGAGUUGCUUAAACACACACAUGAGAAUCCACACAGGACAAAAACCAUUUAGUUGUGCUCUGUGCGAACGAAGGUUUCACCAUAAGGACAAUUUAAACACACACAUGAGGAUCCACACGGGACAGAAGCCGUUUGCUUGUGAUCUGUGUGAACGGAGGUUUAGCCAAAAGGGCAGUUUAAACAAACAUCUGAAAAUCCACACCGGAGAGAAGCCGUUUUCUUGUGAUCUGUGUGACCGAAAGUUUACACUUAAAGACACUUUAAACAAACACAUGAGGAUCCACACAGGAGAUAAACCGUUUUCUUGUGAUCUGUGUGAUCAGAGGUUUACCUUAAAGGGCAGUUUAAKCAUACACARGAGAAUCCACURYGGACAAAAGCCAUUUUGUUGUGACAUUUGUGGACGGAGGUUUAGCCGAAAGG